AUGAAUGUGAAAGCUUUAUUAGAAGAAAUAAAGGAAAAAUUUGGGGGUGUUAAGGUUCUUGAAUACACAUUGUACAAGGCAAGGAAUAGAGCCCAACUUGAAAAUGAGGGCUAUCAUUUAGAGGCAUUCCAAAAAUUACCUCUAUAUGCAGCUAAGGUAGAGAGAACUAAUCCAGGUUGUAUGGUUAAGAUUAAGAGGAAUCCAGACAACAGUGAGAUGUUUAAGAGUAUGUUUAUGUCAUUUUCAGCACUACGAAGAGGGUUUAUUGAUGGUUGCAGGCCAUACAUUGGUUUAGAUGGGCGUCAUUUGAAAGGUCCAUAUGGGGGUGUUUUGUUAAGUGCAAUUGCUUUGGAUGGGAACAAUGGUCUGUUUCCCAUAGCAGUUGCAAUUGCUGAUGGUGAGACAAAGAAAUCAUGGACUAAUUUUGGGGAUAGUGUUGAGAUAACACCAUGGACUUUCAUGAAUGAUGGGCAGAAGGGAAUAUUUCAAGCUUUAGAAGUUGUUUUUCCUGAUGCAUAUAAAAGGAAAUGUUGUAGGCACAUCUACAACAACUUCAAAGUGUUGUUUCCUGGGCUUAGAAUGAGAAGGUUGUUUUGGAAUACAGCAAAGGCAUGCACUGCCCAUAAUUUUCAGAGAGAACUUACAAAAAUCAGAAACCAUUCAGAGGGGGCAUAUAACUGGCUUGUAAAUCACUCGUUGGAGACAUGGUAUAGGCAUAGGUUUGAUCUAAGAGUUAAAUGCGAUAAUGUUUCAAACAAUCAUGUAAAGUCUUUUAAUUCUUGGUUGGGAGACAUCAGGAUGAGAUCUGUUUUGGGUAUCAUGGACACAAUAAGAAGCAAACUGAUGUGCAGGCUACAAAAGAGGUAUCAGAGAGGGUUAGGUUUGGAGAACUUGACUGCAGCACCCAAGUUGAAGAAAAAAUUGAACAAGGCAGUAAAGGAUAGUAGGAAUAUAGAAACACUCUUUUGGGCAGGGGGUACUGAAUAUGAGGUGACACAAGAUGGAUUUAUAUUUGUUGUGGAUUUGGGCCCAAAAACUUGUUAUUGUAGGGCUUGGGAAAUUUCUGGAAUUCCUUGCUACCAUGUCGUGGCAUGCAUCAAUUAUAGUAGGUUAAAGAUUGAGGAUUACUUCCAUAGUUACUACAGUAAAGAGAAGUACAUGAAAACCUAUGACAAUAUGAUACACCCUCUGCACCAUGAAACCUUGUGGCUUGAAGUACCACAUGCCCCUCUUAAGCCACCUAUACUGAAAAGAAAUCCUGACAGACCUAAGAGGGCUAGAAGAAGUGAUAGUGAUGAACCUUUGGCUAUGAAGAGGUCAUCUAUAGUAACUUGUAGCAUUUGUAAUAUUGUGGGGCACAACAAAAAAGGAUGCCAAAGGGUACCAACAACUAGAGCAGUAAGAGAAGCAACUGCAAGUCCUUCAAGAGCUGCAUAUCCAUCAAAAGCUAUAACAAGCAGAGGGAGAGUUGGCAAGUUCAGUAUAUGUCAUUUCAGUAUAUGA
Molecule: messenger RNA, 1503 nt
Organism: Cornus florida
Lineage: Eukaryota; Viridiplantae; Streptophyta; Magnoliopsida; Cornales; Cornaceae
Exons: 1
Coding region: 1-1503 (500 amino acids)
Biological process (GO): DNA transposition
Molecular function (GO): zinc ion binding; transposase activity; DNA binding
Source: RefSeq, a predicted model, not a curated record